This is a messenger RNA of Trichogramma pretiosum, 1057 nucleotides long. Its product is annotated as chymotrypsin-2-like. Gene Ontology annotation, biological process: proteolysis. NCBI's taxonomy places the organism in Eukaryota, Metazoa, Arthropoda, Insecta, Hymenoptera, Trichogrammatidae. The coding region runs from base 212 to 1057 and encodes 281 amino acids. The record is from RefSeq and is a predicted model, not a curated record. The transcript has 3 exons. Gene Ontology annotation, molecular function: serine-type endopeptidase activity.
UCGGGGGGCGGCAGCAGUUGCCAAGCGUCGGGCACGUUUCGCGAAAGGGUCGCUAUCGUAACGAGCCACUUCCGGCCUAAAUGAUACACAGAAAUCUCGCAUGCAUGCGAAAUUGCGCGCCAACGGGGGCUAAUCGCUCGGCUAUAUAAGAGCCGUCCCCGAAGCUCCGAUUCCUGCUCACAUCGCUCAUACUUUGAAUUUUUUCGUCAAAAUGACGCGGCUACGUAUCCUUUUGGCAUUCUCCUCGACCAUGGUGAUCCUCUGCUCGAGCAGCUUCGGGCAGGCCGCCGUGACAUGUGGCAAUUCGUCGAGCGCCGGCAGCAAGAUCGUCGGUGGUCUGAGCGCCCUGGACGGCCAGUUCCCGUAUCAGGUGUCGCUGCGCCUGAAGAACCGUCACUUCUGUGGCGGCUCGAUCCUGGCGCCUCGCUGGAUCCUGACGGCGGCCCACUGCCUGAGCGGCUUCAACGACACGGCCAUCACCGCGGUGACGGGCAGCCGACUGCUCAGCAAGGGCGGCAACAGGUACAAGUCCGUCAAGGCGAUACCGCACGAGCUCUACAACUCGCUGCUGAUACGCAACGACAUCGGCCUGCUGAAGCUCGAGCGCGACAUCGAGUUCGGGCCCGACGUGCAGCCGGUCAAGCUGCCGACUCAGGACUUUGACAAGGCCGAUUAUCCGGCCAUACUGUCCGGUUGGGGUACCACCUCUUACCCGGGCGACGUGCCGAACGAGCUGCAGUGCAUCCAGCUGAGGGUCAUCGACCAGCUCGAGUGUCAGGCCGUGAGCAUACGCGUGACUCACCGCAACAUCUGCACCCUGAACAAGAAGGGCCAGGGAGCUUGUCACGGCGACUCGGGAGGACCGCUCGUUUCCGACGACGUGCAGAUCGGCGUCGUGUCGUGGGGCACGCCCUGCGCCAAGGGCCGUCCCGACGUGUUUACCCGCGUCUACAGCUACCUCGACUGGAUUCAAGAAUACGUCGGUGAUCUGAGCAACACCGAAUCGAGUACCGGCAACAACAGUACUGUCAGUAACAGUAUAAGUAGAGCUGGCUAA